Molecule: messenger RNA, 577 nt
Organism: Ceratotherium simum simum (southern white rhinoceros)
Lineage: Eukaryota; Metazoa; Chordata; Mammalia; Perissodactyla; Rhinocerotidae
Source: RefSeq, a predicted model, not a curated record
AUGGCCCAGUCCCUGUGCCCGCCGCUCUCCGAGGCCUGGAUGCUCUCCGCGGGCUGGGGCCCUGCCCGGCCGCCGCCGCCGGCCUCCGACGGGGACUGCGGCUGCUCCCCCGCCUCCGACGCGCCGCUCCCUCGGGGCUGCCCGCUCUGCCCCGACGGCGGCACCACGCAGGCGCAGACGCAGGCGUGCGGCCCGGGCCUGGGCUCAGCUGCCGGGGCCGCGGCGUCUUGGGGAUCCCCGCCAGCCUGCCCCGAGGCCCCGGCGGCGCCGGAGCUGUGCAACCUGCCGGUGCGCUACAACGAGGAGGUGUGCCCAGAAGGGCUGGCGAUGGAGCUGGGUCCCUCGUCUCCGCUCUUUCCCGGCGACGUGCUGGCCCUGCUGGAGACCUGGAUGCCCCUGUCGCCCCUGGAGUGGUCGCCAGCCUGAGUGGUUGAAGUGACGACAGCUGGCGCCCUGGCCGUGAGCCCCGAGGCCUUCUUGGCCUCAGCUUCGAAGUGGUCCCUCUCCAGACUCCCUCUCCUCGAGGAGGGCACCGGCUAUACUGGCAUGGGCAUUCCUGAGAGUGACAGCCUGUCCC